Cyphellophora attinorum is the source of this 1809-nucleotide messenger RNA. RefSeq lists its product as uncharacterized. The record is from RefSeq and is a predicted model, not a curated record. Lineage: Eukaryota; Fungi; Ascomycota; Eurotiomycetes; Chaetothyriales; Cyphellophoraceae. The transcript has 3 exons. Bases 1 to 1809 code for a protein of 602 amino acids.
AUGGAGCAUGACAGAGAUACUUCAACAGAUCAACCAGGUGGCGAUUCUGGUGAAAGAAAUGCCCCUCGGGCAGCUAGACCUCGACUGCCGUCGCCUCCCAGCCAUAGCAACACCUCGCGCUCGAGCUAUGGAUACUCGCAACAGCACGAGAUAUACGCAGGCGCAGAGGCCGUGGCAACCAGGAGAUAUUCUGUAGACUCACGUCGAGACUACUCGGAAGGAAAUCUACCGUCAUGGACGCCAGGGUCGCCGACCAGAGUCGUAGACAUUGGUGAGCGACCAGGAAAGAGACUGAAGCUCGAUUCUAUACCGCCGGAGUCCGUAUUCCAGCCGCUGGUCGCAGCCUCUUCUGCAUUACCACCUAGCAAAUUCGACGACAAUGCUCCACGAAGCGUCAACGCCUAUACAGGCAUUCAGUCCACUCAGUUGGAACCUAGCUCAGCCACAAUUCGACAGUGCGAGGAAUGCUUGCAAAGCGCAGAUGAUCUGGGCCAUCUUGUGCGGAGCAUCCUGGAGUUGUCCGAGAUGUUAAUCAGUAAUACCGGAGUAUCAGACACUGGUACUCUCUCCGGUAGUGAACGAAGAGCGUCCGAGGUGACUAAGCACGGUACCAAGUACAGUAUCUCAUGGGCAGCUAUUGAGGCUCGGAGGCUAGUCACUUUAAUGCGAGAUGCUUCAUCCGCCACCGCCCCUCCGGGAAUCUUACUGCCUCCUCUCGGAAGUGCCUUGUCGGCCAAACUACGCCAUGAUCGACGGCCACUCGCCACCUCAUCCCAUGGGUCCCACCCACCUAGUGUCACACCCGAUACUGCUGAUAUCGACAAUGCAUCUCGCCGACCGUCCAUCUCACACGACCAAUUUCACACUCAGCCUUAUGCCAUACUGCCUCCGAUUAUUCCGCCGGACGAUAUGAAGCGACAACGUUAUCAGGACCAGGCUCUGACGGGCUCGUCGACCUCACCACACCCAUCAUCUGGCAGCUCACUAUACGGUCCCAGCUAUUCACCAUCACAAACGCAAGGUCCAGGUAGAGCCCUUCCUUCUCCGCCAGGAACAUAUAUGCCUCCAAGCACGCUGACGAUGUCCGCAACACCCUCAACAGCUCACGCUGCCCAUCUACAAGAUCUCCAACAUCAAAUAUCAACCAAGACCUUGGCACUACAAACUCUGCAGCGAGAGCACGAUCAGCUACUAUCUGCCUUCUCAAGGUCGCAAAUAAGAUGUAGCACUCUGGACAAGAAGUCGCAAGUAUCGGACCAUGAAAUCAACAAUCUCACUGAGGAGAAAAUUCGAUUACAACAGCAAGUUGAAACUCUGGAAAGUCAGAUUGAAGACCUCACACAAGCCCGGGACCUUUUCCAGAAGCAAUCUUCUGCGGAAGGGGCACAAUGGCGACAAAUGAUGGCGAUGUCCUCACAAUUGCAGAGCAAAGGUGCCGAGGAGGCGCGACUCCACAAGCAGGAAAGAGAAGAGUGGCAACGGCAACGAGACGAAUUCGAGAAACGUAUUCGAGAGAUCGAGAACUCGAGACCCACUACCAUGACAGGCACUUCGACAUCGUUACCGCCUCUCGAGAUCGAGCUUGAGGUUGAGGACCACGUAUUGGAGUCAACCUCAAUGGAUGUGCUUCGCAACGAAAUUCGAGGCCUGCGUCGCCGGUGCCUCGAAUUGGAAGGCAUCCUGAACGAUAUCACUGGCGAGACAAGUUCCCUGAAUGCGGCCAUGCGGGCGAUGGCCAACAUUCAGGCGCGUAUCGCAGGUCGGGUCAGACAUGUCUCUGGACAAGGCGAACGGGAUCGGGAUGGCUGA